AAGUAAUCAAGUCAAAGAAACUGAAAACGCCUAGUCCUUGUACUCGCAAUUACAUGGAUUAAGCUUGGAAAAAAUGGCCGUCCUUGGUUGACCCAAGAAAACGAGUUCACAAUCUCCUCCAUUUCUCAGUUUCACACGCCUUAAAAUUCAUUGCUUUCGCGUUUAGCCAUCCGUAUUCAUUUCCUGCUUGCUCUCUUCUCUUAAUCCUGUCAUAUAUUUACAGACCUGAUUGAUUGUCACUGUCCUUUUCUUCUUUUUCUCCGUGGAAAAACCGCUGCUCCAAUAUUUCUGCCAUGCAAAAAAUUCUCAAGCUUGAAGAAUCUUGUCCUUUUCUUUGAUCUCUUCUGGGGUUGAGGGGUCGUGAAUAUCUUUAUCAUCAGGUAUUACUGUUAUGGGAGCUAGGACUUUGUGGAUACGGUUGGUUUGGAGCUCUGAUAUAUGCAACUUAUAGCUAUUUGGGGUUUUUUAUCAUUCUCUUUUUGACAAGAAUUUGAGGAAAUCUUCGUUGAAACGAUGUUGAUCAGUCGAGUUUUUAAGGUAGUUCUUGUUAGUUGCCUUUGGUUAUUGCUUAGCUGUAGUCUGAGCUAUGGCACCGACACUGAUAUUGCUUGCUUGAAGAGCAUAAAAGAUUCUCUUAAAGAUACUCGUAAUUACUUGAACUCUUCAUGGAACUUUGAGAACGCUACCGAAGGAUUCAUCUGUACCUUUCUGGGGGUGGAAUGUUGGCAUCCUAAUGAGAAUAGGGUCUUGAACAUCCGACUUCCGGAUAUGGGUCUCAAGGGCAGGUUCCCUCUUGGUCUUACAAAUUGCACCUCCAUGACGGGCAUAGAUCUCUCUAGCAACGAGCUCUUUGGAUCAAUUCCACAAAAUAUCUCUAAAAUAGUUGCUUUUGCCACGUCUCUCGACCUCUCUUCCAACAAUUUCUCGGGGGAAAUUCCAUCAGGUCUUGCAAACUGUUCCUUUCUGAAUAUCCUUAAGCUCGACCACAACAAGUUGACAGGCCAGAUUCCUGGACAAAUUGGGUUUCUAGAGCGCUUGAAAACUUUUAGUGUAGCUAAUAAUCUUUUGUCUGGGCCAAUCCCAAGUUCUUUCAGUUCCACUAUCUUGACCGAAGAAAAUUUUGCAAACAAUCCAGGACUCUGUGGGAAGCCUCUUAGCCCUUGCCCGUCCAUUUCAAAGAAAACCAACACUGGAAUUAUUGCUGGAGCAGCAAUUGGCGGGGUUACCAUUGCAGCAAUAGGUGUGGCAAUUGGUAUGUUCUUUUAUUACCGUAGAAUGUCUAUGAUGAGGAAGCUGAAGAAGGAUGAUGAUCCCGAGGGGAAUAAAUGGGCUAAGAGUUUAAAGGGAGUAAAAGGCAUCAAGGUUUCCAUGUUUGAGAAAUCAGUUUCUAAAAUGAAAAUGAGUGAUCUCUUGAAGGCUACCAAUAACUUCCACAAAGAGAAUAUCAUCGGGACAGGAAGAACAGGGGCUGUGUACAAAGCAGUGCUAGAGGAUGGGACUCCUCUUAUGGUUAAGAGAUUGCAGGAUACUCAGCACUCGGAAAAAGAAUUUGUAUCUGAAAUGGCUACUCUGGGGAGUGUGAAACAUUCUAAUUUGGUUCCUCUUUUAGGUUACUGCGUGGCUGAUAAGGAAAGGUUUCUGGUUUAUAAGCAUAUGCCAAAUGGCACUCUCUAUGAUCACAUACAUAUUGCAGAUGAAAGCAGGAAGCCAAUGGAAUGGCCUCUGAGACUCAAAAUUGGUAUAAGGGCAGCAAAAGGAUUUGCAUGGCUCCAUCAUUACUGUAACCCUCGCAUCAUCCACCGAAACAUAAGUUCCAAGUGCAUCUUGUUGGACGCUGAUUUUGAGCCGAAAAUUUCUGAUUUUGGACUGGCCAGGCUAAUGAAUCCAAUUGAUACACAUUUGAGUACAUUUGUGAAUGGAGAAUUUGGGGAUUUGGGUUAUGUUGCUCCAGAGUAUGCAAGAACUUUGGUGGCCACUCCAAAAGGGGAUGUCUACAGCUUUGGAACUGUGCUGCUUGAGCUGGUGACAGGGGAGAAACCUACCCAUGUGGCUAAAGCUCCUGCAAGCUUCAAGGGGAGUCUGGUUGAAUGGAUCACACAGCUUUCAAGCAAUUCUCAACUUAAAGAUGCUGUAGACAAAUCUUUGGCGGGGAUGGGUGUUGAUAAUGAGAUUUUCCAGUUCCUUAAAGUUGCAUGCAAUUGUGUAUUGCCAACGCCCAAAGAGAGGCCCACUAUGUUCGAAGUAUAUCAGCUUCUAAGGGCAAUUGGGGAGCAAUACCAUUUUACCACUGAGGAUGAGAUUCUGAUGCCUUCAGAUGCUAGUGGCGCUGAUUAUAUGGAGGAACUUAUUGUUUCUCGAGAAGGAAGGGAAAAUUAUUAGAAAGGUACGAGGUAGAUAGGGUAAUACUUCUUGCAUAAUUUAUAUGUAAUUAUCUUUUGUUUUGUCUGUUUUAAUAAAUUCUAAUAUUUACAUAUGUGCUUUAUUAUUAUUAUUAUUAUUGCACUCUA
Messenger RNA from Populus nigra (black poplar), 2507 nucleotides. RefSeq names its product probably inactive leucine-rich repeat receptor-like protein kinase At5g48380. The record is from RefSeq and is a predicted model, not a curated record. The coding region runs from base 514 to 2379 and encodes 621 amino acids. Lineage: Eukaryota; Viridiplantae; Streptophyta; Magnoliopsida; Malpighiales; Salicaceae. The transcript is spliced from 3 exons. Gene Ontology annotation, biological process: protein phosphorylation. Gene Ontology annotation, molecular function: ATP binding; protein kinase activity; receptor serine/threonine kinase binding.